CUCUCUCUCUCUCACACACACACACACACACACACACACACACACAGUCACACUCCCCCACCUUGCAAUUCAGUCAUAAACAACAACCGCAGUUAUCAAGCAAUGACAGGAGUAGUGAGGAGGAUCAAGUUGGGUUCGCAAGGCCUGGAGGUUUCGGCACAAGGCCUUGGCUGCAUGGGCAUGUCCGCCUUCUAUAGUGCUCCGAAGCCCAACCAAGACAUGAUCACUCUCAUCCACCACGCCAUCGACGCCGGCGUCACCUUCCUCGAUACCUCUGACUUCUACGGUCCCUUCACCAACGAAAUUCUUCUUGGCAAGGGCCAUAACGCUCUGAAAGGAGGGGUACGAGAUAAGGUUGAAUUGGCCACCAAGUUUGGUAUCAGAUUUGCGGAGGGGUACAAGAAGGAGGUGCGAGGUGACCCUGCUUAUGUGAGAGCUUCUCUCGAGAGUAGCUUGAAGCGCUUGGGUGUCGAUUCUGUUGAUCUCUAUUAUCAGCAUCGCAUUGACACCUCCAUCCCCAUCGAAGUCACGGUUGGGGAACUGAAGAAACUAGUUGAAGAGGGUAAGAUAAAGUACAUUGGUCUGUCAGAGGCCCCAGCUUCAACGAUAAGAAGAGCCCACGCUGUUCAUCCUAUAACAGCUGUUCAGUUGGAGUGGUCCUUGUGGUCAAGAGAUUCGGAGCAAGAAAUCAUUCCUACUUGUCGGGAACUCGGCAUUGGUAUUGUUGCAUACUGUCCUUUAGGAAGAGGCUUUCUCUCACUCUACAAAUUUGAGCAGCAAAGCACAAAUCUUUGUGUUCUUCACUUCAGCCAGUUUCGUAUUACAGGGUCAGAUUUGAAUGGGGGAGUUGCUGCGAUUAUAGGAGAGCUUGAUCAUGGUGAUGCAAGUACAAGAAAAAUGGAUGCUUGGGGUACUUGGCGGGGCCAUUCAAAACAACCCAGUUCAGAAGCAAGCAAUCAUUUUUUUUCCCUCUCUAUACGCGAUGGCCACAUCGAAACCCAUCAACCACCAAAGCCACCCUGA
Molecule: messenger RNA, 1023 nt
Organism: Pyrus x bretschneideri (Chinese white pear)
Lineage: Eukaryota; Viridiplantae; Streptophyta; Magnoliopsida; Rosales; Rosaceae
Product: IN2-2 protein-like
Exons: 6
Coding region: 103-1023 (306 amino acids)
Cellular component (GO): cytoplasm
Source: RefSeq, a predicted model, not a curated record